Meloidogyne enterolobii is the source of this 1924-nucleotide messenger RNA. NCBI's taxonomy places the organism in Eukaryota, Metazoa, Nematoda, Chromadorea, Rhabditida, Meloidogynidae. The record is from the annotation of a GenBank genome assembly.
AUGCCCAAUUCAAUGAAAGACCCACUUAAUGAAAAACAGAGUGAGACAGGCACAAACGACCGACCAGAUUCUAUAAGGACAACUACUACAAUGAUGCCUGAGACAAAUUGGAACAGUAUUUACACAGCAAGUAUGCUUUCCUUUAUUGGAACAGUCCAAUUCUCACUUUAUUUCUCUUCAAUGUGGCCAUACGUACAAAUUAUUGACCGCUCAAUAAACGAAACAAUGUUUGGAUGGAUUAUAGCAAUAUACAGCGUUGGACAAAUAAUUUCUGCCCCAUUAUUCGGCUAUUGGAGUAACAAAAUUCAACAAGUCCGUCUUCCCCUUUUUGUUGGACUAGCACUUAUGUUUAUGGGAAAUCUUUGUUAUCUGAGCUUAGAAUUAACAACAAUACCCAAAUUAUAUAUUCUUUUAUUUGGAAGGUUUAUGACGGGGAUGGGCUCUGGGAAUGUUUGUUUAUUGAGAACAUAUGCCUCAACAGCCUCCACUAGCAAGGAUCGUUUAAGAGCUAUAGCUUUUGUCACUUGCGGGCAGGCGCUAGGUGCAACCAGUGGUCCCGCAUUCCAACUUUUAUUCACUUCAUUUACAUAUCCGGGCACUACACUCCUCGGACAUUUACGAUUUAAUUUGUUUACUGGACCUGCAUUUUUGGCUUGUACAAUGAAUUUAUUUGGUACAAUUAUUUUGCUAUUUAUUUUCAAAGAAGUAUAUGCGGGUCUGCACCAUGAAGAAUAUAAUAAAAUUGUUCGGGUUGAAAAUGGGGAAAGCAACAGAUCAGAAACAGCUACAACAAAGGCAAGUUUUACGAAAAUUGUAAAACUUGGCUCAGUAAAUUCUCUAACAUCUUCAUUGCCUUCAAAAUUACCCCCCUACGAUUUAAUUGCUUGUUUUGUUUGUUAUCUAAGUCGAUUUACCCAAAUGUUUGUCCAAACAAAUUUGGAAACAAUAGGAAGUCCUUUUUCUAUGACAAUGUUUGGAAUGACUGAACAAAAAUCCGUGGAAGUUAUUUCUAUUGCCCAAGCAUUGGUUGGGUCUAUAACUUUUGCUACUUAUAUUUUUUAUAUUUAUUUUAAAUCUUCGAAUAUGGAAUUAAAUUUCCGACUAAGUUGUAUUUUGUCUAUAUUAGGCCUUGGAGCUUUUCAUAUAGUUACUUUUCCGUGGCCUUUCCUUAGCAAUCCGCUACAAGUUUAUACAGAGAAAGAAAGACUUGCUUAUAAAGUCGAACAUUUACCUGCUGAUUUAGAACCUGUUGGGUGUAAUACAGAUAAAUUUGAUUGGUGUUACAACAUCGGGCAAGUAAAUGUUUGGAUAUAUUUUAUUUCUUAUGUUGUAUUUAUUGGAUUUGCAUUUCCAAUACUUAAUAUAGCCAUGAACACUUUAUUUUCUCAUAUAAUUGGACCUAGACGACAGGGAACACAACAAGGAUUUUUUCAAAUAUCUGGAAGUAUUGCUAGAAUGAUUGGACCUAUUGGGAUGAGCACAUUAUACACAAUGUACGGCCCUAGAAUGGCUUGGACAAUGGAAUUAUUAAUUAUUGGAACAACUACUCUUCUUUGGAUAAUUUUCUACAAAAGAAUGGUUCCAUUAUUGUCUUCUCCAUAUACUUCAAAUAGCACUAAAAGGAAAUUUACUGUUCAAAAUAUUUUUUGGAUUUCGUCCAUUAAGGGUUGAAGAGUCGAAAAUAUUUUUUAGAAAAUUUUUUUCAGUUUUUUAUUUUUUUUCUAGUCUUUUUUAUUUUUGUAUACAUCUAUUCUCCCUAUCUAACCCUACUUUUGCUCAUAAAAUUAAGCAAAAAUUGAAACCAUUUUUUUCUCAAAAUGCUGUCAGGUUGGAAAAACUAAAUAAACAAAGGUGCGUAGUUUUUCUUCUCUCCCGGGUCGAAUUUGAAUAUUUUAAUUGUUAUAUUUUUUUUAAAAAUCAAAAA